Molecule: messenger RNA, 2811 nt
Organism: Calidris pugnax (ruff)
Lineage: Eukaryota; Metazoa; Chordata; Aves; Charadriiformes; Scolopacidae
Gene: TMPRSS6
Product: transmembrane protease, serine 6
Exons: 18
Coding region: 265-2655 (796 amino acids)
Biological process (GO): proteolysis
Molecular function (GO): serine-type endopeptidase activity; protein binding
Source: RefSeq, a predicted model, not a curated record
AUAAGCUAUCUGCACCAGCCUCCUGGCUUGUUCUUCUCUGCACAACUGGAGGUGGUCCUGACUGGAGCCUGACUUUCUUCAGGCUCCCCCUGUUCAGCCCGCAGACCUUCUGCCCCUGCAAGGCGCCGAAACCUCCAUUUCAGAAAAGAAGAAAGCCUGUGUACAGGAUGUGCUGACCCGUCGUGGCAGGACGGUGUAGGACAAAGGCCAAGCUGAAGGGAGAUGGCAUCAGAUUAUUGAACGCCGAGGAGACCUUGAGCUUGGAUGCCCCUGAUGGAGGCCGAGGAACAGGAGGAAGAUACCAACUCCCUCUCAAAGGAUGGAUCGGAGACAAACUCCCGUGACUGCCUCCGCUAUGUGCCCCUUGGGAUAGCCUUUCUUUUGCUUGCUGGAGCUGCUGCAGUAACCUGGUAUUUCCUAGACUACAGACCAUGGCACCUGGAACCAGCCGUCCUGCAGUUUUACUCUGGCAGCCUCCAGGUCCUCAAUCGCCAGUACUCCCCGGACCUUGGGCAGGUGGAGUCCAGAGCAUUCUGGUUGGAGUCAUCUAAGCUCCAGAAGAUGCCAAUUUUCUCUGCCAGCUGGUUGAACAGAGCUUUCCCAGUCACAGUCUUCUGCAGCUUGAACCUGCCCAGCAUUAAUGGCUUGUGGGAGGGGGCUCUGACCUUCUUCUUCUGGUUUGCCCUCCAAAUCCCUGAGAGUCAGCAGAAGGACAUGACUGCUGAGAGGGUAAACACAAUGCUCCAGCAAGAGCUCUCCACCAGCUUCAACAGCUCGGGCAGCCUGUCCUACCAAACGGAGUACAGGGUCAACCCAGACUCACUGGUUCUGCUGGAAUCCAGUGUGAAAGACAUAGUAGUGCUGAAAUCUACAUUGGGUUGCUACAGAUACAGCUAUGUCCAGGAGGAUGAUGUCCUAAGGCUGGAGGGUCCUGACUACCUGGCCUCCAGUUGUCUUUGGCACCUCCACGGCCUCGAGGGCUACAUGAUCAAGCUACGCCUGGAGUGGACUCUCCCAGACUGCAGGGACCGCCUGGCUAUGUAUGAUGCAGCCGGACCCCUGGAGAAACACCUCAUCACCUCAAUCUAUGGCUGCAGCCGGCAGGAGCCUGUUGUGGAAGUCCUUUCAUCUGGGCCGGUCAUGUCCAUUGUGUGGAAGAAAGCCAUGUACAGCUACUAUGACCCCUUCAUCCUCUCAGCACAGGUGGUACCCCUCAAAGCCUGUGAAGUGAAUAUAACUCUGCGGGAGGACCUGGAACUGCAGGGGAAGAUUGGCACCCCACACUACCCCAGCUACUACUCGCCCAACACGCAGUGCAACUGGCACAUGACGGUCCCGUCUCUUGACUAUGGGGUCACCCUGUGGUUUGAUGCCUACGCACUCAGCAGACAGAAGCACGACCUGCCCUGUACCCAAGGCCAGUGGAUAAUUCAGAACAGAAGGUUGUGUGGCCUGCGGACCCUGCAAGCCUACGCUGAGCGGAUCCCAGUCACUUCCUCUGUUGAUAUCACCAUCACCUUCACCUCACAGAUCUCCUUAACUGGCCCCGGCGUACAGGCAGCUUACAGCCUGUACAACCAAUCAGACCCCUGUCCCGGGGAGUUCCUGUGUUCAGUGAAUGGCCUGUGCGUCCCAGCCUGUGACGGGAUCAAAGAUUGCCCCAAUGGGCUGGAUGAGAGAAAUUGUGUGUGUCCUGCCAAGUUCCAGUGCCGCGAGGACAGCACUUGCAUCGAGUUCAGCAGGGUCUGCAACCAGCAGCUGGACUGCGUCAACGGGAGCGAUGAGGAGCAGUGUAGUGAAGGGGUCCCCUGUGGUCCUUUUACCUACCGCUGUGAAGAUGGGACCUGUGUGAAGAAACCCAACCCCCUGUGUGACACCACUGCAGACUGCAAGGACCUGUCCGAUGAGAAGCACUGUGACUGCGGGCUGCAAGCCCCUCUCAGCAGGAUCGUGGGUGGUGCGAAUUCCGUGGAAGGGGAAUGGCCGUGGCAGGCCAGCCUGCAGGUUCGGGGACGCCACAUUUGUGGGGGAACACUCAUUGCUGACCGUUGGGUGGUCUCAGCUGCACACUGCUUCCAGGAUGAGAGACUGGCCUCUGCCUCCAUCUGGACCGUUUACUUGGGCAAACAUUUGCAAAAUGCCACCAGCCAUACAGAGGUAUCCUUCAAAGUGAUCCGCCUCUUCCUCCACCCUUAUUACGAGGAGGACAGCCAUGAUUAUGAUGUGGCCCUGCUCCAGCUGGACCAUCCUGUGAUCAUCUCACCCUUAAUCCAGCCCAUCUGCUUGCCUGCCCCUUCUCACCUCUUUGAGCCUGGCCUUCAUUGCUGGAUCACUGGCUGGGGAGCCCUUAAGGAAGGCGGGCACAUCAGCAACGUUCUGCAGAAGGUGGACGUGCAGCUCAUCCAGCAGGAUAUCUGCAGUGAAGCCUAUCAUUACAUGAUUUCUCCCAGGAUGCUGUGUGCUGGGUACCACAAGGGCAAGAAAGAUGCCUGCCAGGGUGAUUCUGGAGGUCCGCUGGCCUGCAAGGAACCCAGUGGCAGGUGGUUUCUGGCUGGUUUGGUCAGCUGGGGAAUGGGAUGCGCACGUCCAAAUCACUAUGGAGUAUACACCAGGAUCACUCAAGUGUUGGGCUGGAUGAACCAAACCAUGAGCUGAGAAAAGUGCAUCUCUGCCUUCCGCCCAUCCGACCUACGCUCACAUGGCACUUGUUCCUGAUCUUGCUCACUUGCCUCUCAGAGAGAGUUUCUGUGUGGGAUGUUGCCAGAUCCAGGAUGCUCUUCUGAGCAGGGUGAAAAAAAAAAAAAAAAAAAA